Molecule: messenger RNA, 2939 nt
Organism: Porites lobata
Lineage: Eukaryota; Metazoa; Cnidaria; Anthozoa; Scleractinia; Poritidae
Source: the annotation of a GenBank genome assembly
GUAUACCCUUGUAUACCCCCUAUAUAUCUUGUGUACCCAUGUUUACCCUAGUAAUACUGUUACCCUUGUAUACCCUUAUAUAUCUUGUGUACCCAUGUUUACCCUAGUAAUACUGUAUACCUUGUAUACCCCUAUAUAUCUUGUGUACCCAUGUUUACCCUAGUAAUACUGUAUACCUUGUAUAUGGUAUAUCUUGUUUACCCAUGUUUACCCUAGUAAUACCUUAGUAAUACUGUAUACCCUUUUACCCUAUACCAUAUAUAUAUCUUGUGUACCCAUGUUUACCCUAGUAAUACUGUAUACCUUGUAUACCCUAUAUAUCUUGUGUACCCAUGUUUACCCUAGUAAUACUGUAUACCCUUGUAUACCCUUAUAUAUCUUGUGUACCCAUGUUUACCCUAGUAAUACUGUAUACCCUUGUAUACCCCUAUAUAUCUUGUGUACCCAUGUUUACCCUAGUAAUACUGUAUACCCUUGUAUACCACUAUAUAUCUUGUGUACCCAUGUUUACCCUAGUAAUACUGUAUACCUUGUAUACCACUAUAUAUCUUGUGUACCCAUGUUUAUAUAUCUAGUAAUACUGUAUAUGCCUUUGUAUACCCCUAUAUAUCUUGUGUACCCAUGUUUAUGUUUACCCUAGUAAUACUGUAUACCUUUGUAUACCACUAUAUAUCUUGUGUACCCAUGUUUACCCUAGUAAUACUGUAUACCCUUGUAUAUACCCUAUAUAUCUUGUGUACCCAUGUUUACCCUAGUAAUACUGUAUACCUUGUAUAUAUAUAUCUUGUGUACCCAUGUUUAUAGUAAUACUGUAUACCCUUGUAUACCCCUAUAUAUCUUGUGUACCCAUGUUUACCCUAGUAAUACUGUAUACCCUUGUAUACCCCUAUAUAUCUUGUGUACCCAUGUUUACCCUAGUAAUACUGUAUACCCUUGUAUACCCCUAUAUAUCUUGUGUACCCAUGUUUACCCUAGUAAUACUGUAUACCUUGUAUACCCCUAUAUAUCUUGUGUACCCAUGUUUACCCUAGUAAUACUGUAUACCCUUGUAUACCCCUAUAUAUCUUGUGUACCCAUGUUUACCCUAGUAAUACUGUAUACCUUGUAUACCCCUAUAUAUCUUGUGUACCCAUGUUUACCCUAGUAAUACUGUAUACCUUGUAUAUACCACUAUAUAUCUUGUGUACCCAUGUUUACCCUAGUAAUACUGUAUACCUUGUAUACCACUAUAUAUCUUGCGUACCCAUGUUUACCCUAGUAAUACUGUAUACCCUUGUAUACCACUAUAUAUCUUGUGUACCCAUGUUUACCCUAGUAAUACUGUAUACCUUGUAUAUACCACUAUAUAUCUUGUGUACCCAUGUUUACCCCUAGUAAUACUGUAUACCCUGUAUGUACCUUGUAUACCACUAUAUAUCUUGUGUACCCAUGUUUACCCUAGUAAUACUGUAUACCUUGUAUACCACUAUAUAUCUUGUGUACCCAUGUUUACCCUAGUAAUACUGUAUACCUUGUAUAUACCACUAUAUAUCUUGUGUACCCAUGUUUACCCUAGUAAUACUGUUUAUAUAUCUUGUGUACCCAUGUUUACCCUAGUAAUACUGUAUACCCUUGUAUACCCUUAUAUAUCUUGUGUGUGUUUACCCUAGUAAUACUGUAUACCCAUCUUGUUUACUUAAUAUCUUGUGUACCCAUGUUUAAGUAAUACUGUAUACCCUUGUAUACCCCUAUAUAUCUUGUGUACCCAUGUUUACCCUAGUAAUACUGUUUACUAUAUAUCUUAGUAAUAUAUAUCUUAGUAAUACUGUACCCCUUGUAUAUAUAUAUCACCCUAUAUAUCCUUGUAUACCCUAUAUAUCUUGUGUACCCAUGUUUACCUAGUAAUACUGUAUACCCUUGUAUACCACUAUAUAUCUUGUGUACCCAUGUUUACCCUAGUAAUACUGUAUACCCUUGUAUACCCCUAUAUAUCUUGUGUACACAUGUUUACCCUAGUAAUACUGUAUACCCUUGUAUACCCCUAUAUAUCUUGUGUACCCAUGUUUACCCUAGUAAUACUGUAUACCCUUGUAUACCCCUAUAUAUCUUGUGUACCCAUGUUUACCCUAGUAAUACUGUAUACCCUUGUAUACCCCUAUAUAUCUUGUGUACCCAUGUUUACCCUAGUAAUACUGUAUACCUUGUAUACCCCUAUAUAUCUUGUGUACCCAUGUUUACCCUAGUAAUACUGUAUACCUUGUAUACCCCUAUAUAUCUUGUGUUUACCAUGUUUACCCUAGUAAUACUGUAUACCUUGUAUACCCCUAUAUAUCUUGUGUACCCAUGUUUACCCUAGUAAUACUGUAUAUCCUUGUAUACCCCUAUAUAUCUUGUGUACCCAUGUUUACCCUAGUAAUACUGUAUACACUGUAUACCCUUAUAUAUCUUGUGUACCCAUGUUUACCCUAGUAAUACUGUAUACCCUGUAUACCCCUAUAUAUCUUGUGUACCCAUGUUUACCCUAGUAAUACUGUAUACCUUGUAUAUACCACUAUAUAUCUUGUGUACCCAUGUUUACCCUAGUAAUACUAUACCUUGUAUACCACUAUAUAUCUUGCGUACCCAUGUUUACCCUACUAAUACUGUAUACUCUUGUAUACCACUAUAUAUCUUGUGUACCCAUGUUUACCCUAGUAAUACUGUAUACCCUUGUAUACCCCCUAUAUAUCUUGUGUACCCAUGUUUACCCUAGUAAUACUGUUACCCUUGUAUACCCCUAUAUAUCUUGUGUACCCAUGUUUACCCUAGUAAUACUGUAUACCUUGUAUACCCCUAUAUAUCUUGUGUACCCAUGUUUACCCUAGUAAUACUGUAUACCCUUGUAUAUCUUGUGUACCCAUGUUUACCCUAGUAAUACUGUAUACCCUUGUAUACCCCCUAUAUAUCUUGUGUACCCAUGU